Molecule: messenger RNA, 1734 nt
Organism: Chiloscyllium plagiosum (whitespotted bambooshark)
Lineage: Eukaryota; Metazoa; Chordata; Chondrichthyes; Orectolobiformes; Hemiscylliidae
Source: RefSeq, a predicted model, not a curated record
UAAUGAAUGACAUUAUCAGCACUAUGUUUAAUAAGAAGUUCAUGGAGGAAUUGUUCAAAUCCCAAGAACUGUAUUCCAAGAAAGCCCUAAGAACAGUGUUUGAUCGGCUGGCUCAUGCCUCCAUUAUGAGACUUAAUCAGGCCAGCAUGGACAAGCUCUAUGACCUGAUGACAAUGGCAUUCAAGUACCAAGUACUGCUCUGUCCAAGGCCCAAAGACAUCUUAUUGGUCACAUUCAAUCAUAUGGAUGCAGUUAAGGAAUUUAUUCGUGACUCGCCAAGCAUUCUCAACCAGGUAGAUGAGAUAUUCCGACAGCUGAUCGAGACAUACAGCUGCCUACCUGCAGGAGAGUUUCAACUCAUCAGACAAACCCUGCUGGUUUUCUUUCAGGAUCUUCAUAUCCGAGUGUCCAUCUUUCUGAAAGAUAAAGUUCAGAAUUCCAAUGGACGAUUUGUGCUGCCAAUUUCUGGACCUGUUCCUUGGGGAACAGAGAUCCCUGGAUUGAUCAAAAUGUUUAACUAUGUUGGAGAAGAGGUGAAACGAGCAACUUUCCCAGUCAGUGGCAGUUACACGAAUGUGCUGACAGAAGGAUCUUUCGAUCUCUUUGGUGACAGAGUCAUUAAACUUGGCACUAAUAUGUACAGUGUUUCGCGGCCCGUGGAAACACAUAUGUCAGGGACAUUAAAGAAUUCAGCUGCACGUACAAAGGAGAAUACAGCACCCAACCCACUGGCUAAGGAAGAGCUGAAUUUAUUGGCGCAGUUAAUGGGAGGUCUAGAGAUCAAAAAGCCUGUGGGCACUGAACCAGGAUUUCGGCUGAAUCUGUUUGGCACAGACGAAGAGGAGGACCAAGCAGCAGCCAUAAAGUCUCCAGAGCUUUUUGAUGAGGUGAUUGACAUACAGGUCUCUAAGGACCAGCAGCAGCAUGAAGAAUUAGCUCGAAUAAUGGAAGAAUUCCAUGUCCAGGAGCAGCCGAAGCACAGCUGCAGUAAAGGAGAUGAUCUUCUGGCCAUGAUGGAUGAUCUGUGACACCCUCUGAAAGCUGAAUUCCCAUUCUGUGCAAUUCUGUGCACUUUGGCACUGUUGCAUUCAGUUUAACUCAUUGUAAAUAGUAAAUAUUUAAGCAACCAGGCUGUGGCUCAUAAUUCAUAAACAUUUGUGACCUUCAGAACCUGGAUGGAGGUCUGGAAAAGAAUUGGGAUAAGGGGUAACAGAGAUGUUGGCUUGGCUGUGAACUUUUGCAGACCACUGAACUGGUGGAAGUUUUAUACAAGUGUUUUCUUAACAUAAUUUUUGAAUGUGCAUCUGUGAAAAUCAAAUCACACCAGAUAAAACUGGAACUCGAACUGAUUAGUUGGCCAUGGGUGGAAAUUAGGGGAAUGUAAAUGUGGUAUGUGGAUGGUCAGUAAGUAUGUUGCAAAAUUUAAACCAGUCAGUGAGGCUAAAGUAGGCUCACUGUGUGUGACUGGUAUCACAGUCUGUGGCAGUGGAGCCAUUGGGCCACACUAAGGCAUCUUGCUGGCAGUUGGAUAAAAAUCUGGUUGGACAGUUGAUAUUUGUACAUCUGAUCAAACAGACAAAGCUUUGUUCAGCUUUUAAUAUUGAAGAACAGAGCUGGCCUCAAGAUUUGGGCUUCAGAACUUAGAAUUUCUAAAGAUGAAUUAUUAAUUUCAGACAGUAAAUGUUUUUAAAUAACUUUGAACACUAACAACCUCAUUAAAAUAUUACAUGUACA